ACUUUCUCACCUACCAAUCCCCCUUUCUUUAUUUUCCAAAAAAAAGAACAAGAACCAAAAAGCAGCCAUUGAACUCUAUAGUUAUAUAAAUUACCUACUUCUCCAAAACACUCUCAAAAAAACCAAACCUUCAACCCAUCAAAUGGCUGUAUUUUUCAUUUUAUUAAUUUCCAUAACCUUAAUAUUUCUACUUCAUAAACUCUACCAUAGUCUAAGAUUCAAAUUACCACCAGGUCCAAGACCAUUACCAGUAGUUGGUAACCUCUAUGAUAUUAAACCAGUUAGAUUCCGUUGUUUUGCUGAUUGGGCCAAAACAUAUGGCCCAAUAUUCUCAGUAUACUUUGGUUCACAAUUAAAUGUGGUAGUAACAACAGCUGAAUUAGCCAAAGAAGUGUUAAAAGAAAAUGAUCAAAAUUUAGCAGAUAGAUUUAGGACUAGACCUGCUAAUAAUUUGAGUAGAAAUGGUAUGGAUUUAAUUUGGGCUGAUUAUGGACCUCAUUAUGUGAAAGUAAGAAAGCUUUGUAAUCUUGAAUUGUUUACUCCAAAAAGACUUGAAGCUCUUAGACCUAUUAGAGAAGAUGAAGUUACUGCUAUGGUUGAGAAUAUUUUCAAGGAUUGUACUAAGCCUGAGAAUACAGGUAAAACCCUGUUGAUGAGAGAGUACUUAGGAUCAGUAGCAUUCAACAACAUUACAAGGUUAACAUUUGGAAAAAGGUUCAUGAACUCAGCAGGUGAGAUUGAUGAACAAGGCCAAGAAUUCAAAGGCAUUGUGUCUAAUGGCAUCAAGAUUGGCGGAAAACUUCCAUUGGCAGAGUACGUUCCAUGGCUCCGUUGGUUUUUCUCAAUGGAAAAUGAGGCACUCGUGAAACACUCUGCACGUAGAGAUCGGUUAACACGAAUUAUCAUGGACGAACACACUUUAGCUCGCAAGACAACCGGUAAUACUAAGCAGCAUUUCGUUGAUGCCUUGCUUACUCUUCAGAAGCAGUAUGAUCUUAGUGAUGACACUGUUAUUGGCCUCCUCUGGGAUAUGAUUACAGCAGGAAUGGACACAACAACCAUAACAGUAGAAUGGGCAAUGGCAGAGCUAGUUAGGAACCCAAGAGUGCAACAAAAGGCUCAAGAAGAGCUUGACAGGGUAAUCGGAUCCGAUCGGAUAAUGUCAGAAACCGAUUUCUCAAAACUCCCUUACCUUCAAUGUGUAGCCAAAGAGGCUCUACGGUUGCACCCUCCAACUCCCCUAAUGCUUCCUCACCAGGCCAGUGCCAGUGUCAAAAUCGGCGGUUAUGACAUUCCUAAAGGGUCCAUCGUGCACGUGAACGUUUGGGCUGUGGCUCGUGAUCCAGCAGUGUGGAAGGACCCGUUGGAGUUUAGACCGGAGCGGUUUUUUGAGGAAGAUGUUGACAUGAAGGGUCAUGACUAUCGGUUACUGCCUUUUGGUGCAGGAAGGCGGAUUUGCCCCGGUGCACAACUUGCUAUCAACUUGGUCACUUCUAUGUUGGGUCAUUUGUUGCAUCAUUUUACGUGGUCCCCGCUCCCGGGGGUUAGCCCGGAGGAUAUCGACUUGACGGAGAGUCCCGGAACAGUUACUUACAUGAAAAAUCCAAUUCAAGCUAUUCCUACUCCAAGAUUGCCUUCACACUUGUAUAAACGUGUGCCGGCGGAUAUGUAACAAUCGCCCCGGAGGAUAUCGACUUGACAGAGAGUCCCGGAACAGUUACUUACAUGAAAAAUCCAAUUCAAGCUAUUCCUACUCCAAGAUUGCCUGCACACUUGUAUAAACGUGUGCCGGUGGAUAUGUAACAAUCUUGUUCUUUUCCUUUUUGGCUUCUUUUGUUUUCAAGUCUUGAAUUCUUGAACACUUGAUGAGAUUGUGGGGCAUUUUGCUGUAAUUUAAUGUUUGUUUUAAAUUCAUAUCAGAAGCUCAUGUUGUGUUUGGCUA
Messenger RNA from Lycium barbarum (goji berry), 1942 nucleotides. RefSeq names its product cytochrome P450 98A2-like. Bases 143 to 1672 code for a protein of 509 amino acids. Lineage: Eukaryota; Viridiplantae; Streptophyta; Magnoliopsida; Solanales; Solanaceae. Gene Ontology annotation, molecular function: iron ion binding; oxidoreductase activity, acting on paired donors, with incorporation or reduction of molecular oxygen; heme binding. The record is from RefSeq and is a predicted model, not a curated record. The transcript has 3 exons.